Molecule: messenger RNA, 2037 nt
Organism: Agrilus planipennis (emerald ash borer)
Lineage: Eukaryota; Metazoa; Arthropoda; Insecta; Coleoptera; Buprestidae
Gene: Acp
Exons: 3
Coding region: 1593-1973 (126 amino acids)
Molecular function (GO): hormone activity
Source: RefSeq, a predicted model, not a curated record
UGAUGGAAAUUUUAAUUAACGAAAAUUAAAAUCGAAAGCUCUAUAGAUACAUAUAUUUAUUUAAGUUUGGCACAAAUUAAAGUGUAGGGUUGGCUGUAAUAUACUUUUUUGUGCGGAGGAAGGGGUUAUGAAACAUUAUUUAUCAGUGGUAUAGUAAAUUUUUACCAGGUACUUGUAAUUCGUUCAAUAACUAACAGAAAGUAAUUACUUUUAACUGUAAAGUAUACUUAAAUUGAUCGGUCAAUUGUCUAUUAAUUAACAAAAAUAAUACGUAACUCAUUAAAAGAGCUGAAAUUCUAAUUCAAUUAAAUUACGCGUGUUGGUGUUUUUUAUUUUUGUUUAAAACAUUUGGCAAUAGCGUAAUUGUAGACUGGGAACGAAUUGGCGUAUGAAUUUGAUUGUGUAUGGAAGAUAGAUAGAGGUGCGUUGUCGGCCUAACAAGUGGUUGGGUUUUGUGUUUUCUGAUCUCAAAAAAUAAGUAAUGUGCAUCGUUUUAUCAGUGUUAAAUAAAUAUUGCGGGUUAGGUACUUUAAAAUUACACUACUAUUACGGUGCUGGUUCGUUUAAUAAUCAAAGGUACCGCGAGUGCUAUUGAUGUUGGGAAUAGCCGUUGCUGCCAUUAAUGGCUUCCGUGCCAUUGUGGAGAACAUAAUAGUAGCUGUGUCGUUUUGGAAUACUUGGCAAUUGGUUGGUGUUCUACAGGAAUACACUGCAAAUCUAGGAAUAAUGGUCCGGAAAAUAGCAGCUUCGAAAGGUACAGACUCCCCUCCUAAGUUUUUUUUGUGUAAUGGCGGACGUAGUAUUUCAACUUCAACUUUUUAAUUGCUUAUACGUAUUAAUUGAAAAUCUUAUGGUAUGCAAUUGCAACGAUACAGGUAUAUUUAUGUAUUACAUCUAAUAAUUUACAUUAUCGUAAAAGAUAGGUUAAUGUUGCGUUUAUGGCCCCACUGGGGCCCCAUCUAAUGCUACGUUUAUGUACGUACAACAAAAAAUAAGAACAAACGACUUCUACAAUUUAUAGUUAAUAUAAACAAAUUCUUAUGUGUGUUGAGUAACAAUAACUAAUUUUAGAAUUGGUAAAAAAAUUGUUUGCAUCAAAAUUUGCUUCAAAAAUAAAUUUGACGAUUUUAUUCUUUCAAAUAAGAAGUUUUCAAAGAGCUAAUAUUUUGAUAUAAUCCUCAUAUAAAAUCCUCAAAGAAGUUAUACAAGAAAAAUUUCUUUAUAAGUAUGUUGGUCCAAUACGAAUGAUAAAAGUGUAGUUCCUUUGAUGUGCAGAUAUAUACACAUAAAAGUAAAAGCAAAUAAUCCAUAUGUCAGAGGAAAAUAUGAUAGUAAGGCACUUUUUAAUAAAUUAAAACAUAGAAGAAAGGUUAAUUGUUCUUGGGCUUUAAGUUAAUUUUUGGAAUGCGAGAGUUACUAAGAAAGUUUUUAAUUUAUAAUCAAAAACUUAUACCUUUAAAUAACGUAAGUACUCAUGUAUUUUUGCAAAUCCCUCCAGGGAAUAAAGCGGAUAAUCUUAUUUGCGCAAAGAUAUUUCUUUUACAAAAGUUUGUAUACAUACUGGCAGUAUAAAAAGGACGAUUUAAAUAAAAAUGCUUCAGUUUAUAAAAGUACAUGUAGAUGUUAUUACUCUUAUGUCUUACUCUUUUAAAAAUAAGGCGCUAAUGUGGUGGUACAUUGGAAAGAGAUCAAGGUUUAAUAACGUUUUUACGACCGUAUUAUUUGGUUUAAUAAUUUUAAUACUAGUGAUGCCAAAUAAGGCUCAGGUGACGUUUUCGAGGGAUUGGAUACCUGGUAAAAGGAUUAGUCGAAAUUACGAAUUUCAGGAGAAUUUUGAAAGGACGAGUAAAUCAGUCACUUAUCGUCGAAUUUUACUGAAUGAGAUGCGACGUUAUGAUCAAAAGUAUAAAGGGAAGAAGGAGUUAUUACACCUGCCCAUUCAUCGCUAUGCCAAUGUGGUGAUAAGAACAUAAUCAAAGAAGGAAUAAGUGUGGAAUGUGUUAAGAUUAACAUCAACCGAAAUAAAUAUGAUUUUGA